Molecule: messenger RNA, 1681 nt
Organism: Sinocyclocheilus grahami
Lineage: Eukaryota; Metazoa; Chordata; Actinopteri; Cypriniformes; Cyprinidae
Gene: rundc3b
Product: RUN domain containing 3b
Exons: 11
Coding region: 73-1425 (450 amino acids)
Source: RefSeq, a predicted model, not a curated record
UGAGAGUCAGUCAGCUGGAGACUGGUCCAAAGCAUCAGAAGAGAAAAAGACGCGAGGAAAUAAACAGCUAUCAUGGCAUCCUUAAACCUCGGGUUCAACGGGGCUCGUAAAAAAGCGGCAGCGUGUAUCAGAGCCGUAGAGAGGAGAAAUCUGAUCACCGUGUGCAGGUUCUCAGUGAAGACCCUCAUUGAUCGCUCAUGCUUUGAGACGAUAGACGACACAUCUGCUGAGUUCAUCAACUUUGUCUCCAUUCUAGAACAUAUUCUCAGCCAUAGACUGAAGGGUCAGGUCAGCUGGUUUGGCUAUGAGAGCCCGCGCAGUUUCUGGGAUUACAUACGUAUAGCGUGUAGUAAAGUCCCGCACAGCUGCAUCCACAGCAUCGAGAACAUGGAGAACGUCCGCAGCUCUAGAGCAAAGGGUCGUGCCUGGAUGAGAGUGGCGUUAAUGGAGAAGCGUUUGUCUGAAUAUAUCUCUGCAGCUCUGAGAGACUUCAAAACUACAAGGAGGUUUUAUGAGGAGGGCGCUGUAGUUCUGGGCGAGGAGGCGGGGCUUCUGGCAGAUACUCUGAUUGGACUGAAUGCCAUUGACUUCAGUUUCUGUCUGAAAGGGGAGGGGCUUGAUGAGAGCUGUCCUGUCAUCAUUGACUACACACCGUACCUUAAAUUCACACAAACUUCUGACAGCAUUAGCAGCGAUGAGGAGGAAAUGAGAACGCUGGGCAGCAGCGGCAGUGAAGCAGGCACUCCUGAAUCCCACAUGGCUGCCAGUCUGAUGGCCGAUCAGAGCACCUGGUACAGCAAGAGCAAAAGACUAGAGCAGAAAUACAGAGUCGUGCUGGAACAGAAGGGUUAUCUGGAGGAGCUGGUGCGUCUGAGGGAAGCUCAGCUCUCCGAGUCUGUCUCUCAGAAUAAAUCUCUACUGCAACGACUCACAGACACCGAAAUCAGCCACAAACUGGAGAAAGAGCAGCUGGAGAUCAUCAUACUGGAGCUGCAGGAUCAGCUGACGGUGAUGAAGAACCAUGACCUUCGCUCCAGACAGGAGCUCACCUCGCACCUGACAAACCAAUGGCCCUCACCUGGUGCCUUGGAUUCUAAUGCAGUUGCCUUGGAUACGCUCCUGUACAGGAAACGCACAGCACCAUGGGAAGAGAAAAGCUUCCAGAGUUUGGAGCAGCUUUCUGCAGAUAUGAGUAUCUCUCAGAUGUCUCUGGAGCCAGCACAACUGAACACACACAGUCUGGAAAGCAAGGCAGGACUUACACACUGGCACAGAGAAGGGAAAGAGGAUACUCCGUCUCUGAGGGGUUUGUGUGGUUCCUUAACCUCAAUGGCCAGUUACAAAUCUCUGGCCAGUCUGAAGUCCAGCGAGUAUCUGGCCAGUCCAACAACAGACAUGACCAGCCCAGGACUCACUCCGUCCUGAGAGACAAGUAGGGGCAUAUAAACACAUACACAAACACACCGGCCUGCUUCAGAUGGUGUGGCUUUCGAAUUGAAGUGAAGAAACAGAUAUCUACCUAUCGGUAUCAUCCUCAGAGACAUUUCAGCUAGACAAGAUGAAACUCCAGUGCUGUCCUGACUGGUUUUAGUUCAAUUUGAAGUGCAGUUUCAUUUUUAGAUGUGUACAUUUGGUCAUUAAAAGUCCAUAGCUAGUGUAGGCAUUAGCAUUAGUGAAUAUU